AUGAGGGUGCCUGGCAGACACUACCGCCGGGAGCCGCCGUGCCCAGAUGGCAAACCCCACCGGCUUCUUCGAUGCCACGUCUCCUUCGAGCUGUUUGCAGACAAAGUUCCAAAGACGACAGGAAACAUUCGUGCUCUGAGCACUAGGGAGAAAGGAUUUGGUUAUAACGGUUCCUGCUUUCACAGAAUUAUUCUGGGAUGUAAGCGCCAGGGUGGUGACUUCACACGUCAUGAUAGCCCAGGCAGCAAGUCCAUGUAUGGGGAGAAAUUUGAUGAUGAAAAUUUCAUCCUGAAGCACACGGGUCCUGGCAUCUGGUUCAUGGCUGGACCCAACACAAACGUUUCCCAGGUUUUCACCUGCAUCGCCAAGACUGAGUGGUUGGAUGGCAAGCACGUGGCCUUAGACGGCAUGGACGUGGUGGUAGCCAUGGAGUGCUUUGGGUCCAGGAGCGGCAGGACCAGCGAGAAGAUCACCAUUGCUGACUGUGGACAGCUCUCAGAAAGUUGA
This is a messenger RNA of Molossus molossus (Pallas's mastiff bat), 507 nucleotides long. RefSeq names its product peptidyl-prolyl cis-trans isomerase A-like. The record is from RefSeq and is a predicted model, not a curated record. The transcript has a single exon. The coding region runs from base 1 to 507 and encodes 168 amino acids. Gene Ontology annotation, molecular function: peptidyl-prolyl cis-trans isomerase activity. Lineage: Eukaryota; Metazoa; Chordata; Mammalia; Chiroptera; Molossidae. Gene Ontology annotation, biological process: protein peptidyl-prolyl isomerization.